AGAGCUUAUAAAAGCAAAAAUGCUAGCACUUCUCUUGCCACAUUAAGCUAGCUAGCUAUCUCAUAAAGAAUAUAAUGGGGUUACACUAAUACUGUGUAUCAUCAGCUUCUCCUUCUUGUUGUUGUUCAUCUUCUUGGAGUUGCAGUGUUUGUUGUGGCCAGACCUGCAACUUUCUAUGAUGACUUUAGUGUGACUUGGGAGGAAUCUCAUAUCAGACAAAUCCAAGGAGGGACAGCCAUUCAGUUGGUCUUAGACCAGUCCUCAGGAUGUGGGUUUGCUUCCAAGCAAAAGUACUUGUUCGGGCGUGUGUGCAUGAAGAUAAAGCUAAUCCCCGGUGAUUCUGCCGGCACGGUCACUGCCUUUUAUAUGAAUUCAGACACUGAUACGAUUCGUGAUGAAUUAGACUUUGAGUUCUUGGGGAAUAGAACUGGGCAGCCAUAUACAGUACAAACUAAUGUUUAUGCUCAUGGAAAAGGUGACCGUGAGCAGAGAGUCAAUCUAUGGUUUGAUCCAGCAGCUGAUUUCCACCAGUACUGCAUCCUAUGGACUCACAAUGAAGUUAGGUUCUCUGUGGAUGAUGUACCCAUAAGGGUGUUUAAGAAUAAUGAAGCAAGAGGGCUACCAUACCCAAAGUUUCAGCCAAUGGGAGUGUAUUCAACACUAUGGGAAGCUGAUGAUUGGGCAACAAGAGGGGGGCUUGAGAAGAUAGACUGGAGCAAAGCUCCAUUCUAUGCUUAUUAUAAGGACUUUGAUAUUGAGGGUUGUACAGGUCCUGCUGCAGCAAGCUGUGCAGAAAACCCAAAUAACUGGUGGGAAGGUCCUGCAUAUAAACAGCUAGAUGCAGCGCAAGCAAGGAAGUAUAAGUGGGUGCGCAUGAAUCAUAUGAUCUAUGAUUACUGCACUGAUAAGUCUAGAUAUCCAGUUCCCCCACCAGAAUGCAUGGCAGGGAUAUGAAGUAAUUGAUUCAAAUAUAUAUAUAUAUAUAUAUAUCUGUGUGUGUGUGUUGUCUGAGCUUGUAAUGUGAUGUGUGAAUGUUAUGUUGUCUGAUCGAGUUUGUAUUUUGUAAUGUGAUGUGGGGAUUGGUUAAUUUCUUCUGCAGGUUGAAACUUUACUUGAAGAAGUUUGGUACUUGAUUAA
Molecule: messenger RNA, 1137 nt
Organism: Dioscorea cayenensis subsp. rotundata (Guinea yam)
Lineage: Eukaryota; Viridiplantae; Streptophyta; Magnoliopsida; Dioscoreales; Dioscoreaceae
Product: probable xyloglucan endotransglucosylase/hydrolase protein 7
Exons: 4
Coding region: 313-954 (213 amino acids)
Biological process (GO): cell wall biogenesis; xyloglucan metabolic process
Cellular component (GO): apoplast; cell wall
Molecular function (GO): xyloglucan:xyloglucosyl transferase activity; hydrolase activity, hydrolyzing O-glycosyl compounds
Source: RefSeq, a predicted model, not a curated record